Molecule: messenger RNA, 1954 nt
Organism: Corticium candelabrum
Lineage: Eukaryota; Metazoa; Porifera; Homoscleromorpha; Homosclerophorida; Plakinidae
Exons: 2
Coding region: 14-1954 (646 amino acids)
Source: RefSeq, a predicted model, not a curated record
UUCUAAUGCUGUAAUGGCCAGCAUACGUUGCCCUAUUGCUGGUUGCAACUGGGAGAACACGUUCAAACGGGUUCUUGCACACAUUAGGAGUUUCCACAGGCCUGACGAUUGUCCAGAAGCUUUCAUUCAAGAACAUGGGUUAUCUAAAUGUCCUAAGUGUUCUCAGUGGUUCCUCAAGAUCCAUCAACACACAUCCAGAUGUUGUUCGUCUUCCAUAUGCGUUGACCACACCCAAACUUCAUCACAAGAACCUGCUAAGGCGUCUACACAUCCUGAUAAGUCUUCUGCUGGUGUUGAAUUGGAGGCAAACUUCCAAUCUGACAGGGAGGCUGAGGCAUGGAGGCUGAUUGACUCUCUGACCACGGAAGCCAUAUUGGAUUGGAUGCCACCACGAACUGUGCAGAAUGUAACACCUGGUCUUCGAGGUUUGUUUCAUGACUGCUGUCUUGUUCCUUUGAGGAAGAUUGAAGAUGACCCUACCAGUGAUAGAGGAUGGAAACUCCUUCUUCUGCUUCCUAGAAUGCUUCUCCAACCACAUGCUAGAGGUGGCAAAGUAGGUACAAGAGAAGUCAAGGCCAUCUACAAUCGCUUUUUGCAGUUUCACUGGCAUGAACUGAUUCAUCUACGUGGAGGAUCGAAUAGAUCUCGCUCUACCUCAGGCCCAGAUCAGAGAAAGAAGGCUGCUAUGCGUCUGAUUCAGUGUGGUGAGAUGUCUCGAGCUUCACAAAUUUUGACUAGUCAGGGUCUUGCUCCUACUACUGAUGACACUGUAAGCAAGCUCUCAAGCAAACAUCCUAAGCGAAGGACAUCUCAGUUGUCUCACGAUGAUUUUCACGAGCAAGAGAAAUCAGAGCAUCCUUUUUCUUUAAAGAAGGAAGCUUAUUUUGAGGCCAUAAGGAAGGCACCCAGAGGAAGUGGAGCAGGGCCUUCUGGUUGGCGAUAUGAACAUCUUCGUGGGCUCCUGGAGAAUGAUUUGACUUGUAACUUGUUCUAUGGAGUGUGCUCGCUCAUUGCAGAUGGUAAAGUUCCGGAUUCAGUUCUGCCACUUCUGACAGCAUCUCGACUCAUUGCCUUACCAAAAGCAAAUUCUGAUGUAAGACCCAUUGCCAUCGGUGAAGCUAUCAGGAGAAUUACAGCUAAGGCUCUGUGUAUUCAGCUGAAUGAAUCUUUCUGCUCCUACUUUUCCCCCAUACAACAUGGCAUUGCUACACGUGGUGGGGCAGAGUUAUUGAUACACCACAUUUCGUUUCUCAUGGAGAGCAAUCCCGACUGUUCAGUUCUCUCUACGGAUGUAAAAAACGCCUUUAACUCGGUAUCAAGGGAUAGCAUACUCAAAGAAUCAAAGAAGAACUUUCCUGAAAUCUAUGCCCAUGUGAGACAAAUGUAUGAUAGACCAAGUACUUUGAUAUAUGUCAACGGUCAGGGGACGGUGAAAUUGCAGUCAGAAGAAGGUGUCCAUCAGGGUGACCCCCUUGGACCAGUUUUGUUCUCGGCAGCAUUACACCCCAUUGUAACAGUUAUUCAGAAUAACCACCCGGGCAUUACGCUUUUGGCAUAUCUGGAUGAUGUCUAUGUUCUGGGACCACCAAAAGAUGCUUUAGCAGUCCUUUUGGAUUUGAAGGCAUCCCUUUCUGAGAUCGGUCUAGAAAUCAAAGAUGAAAAAUGCAAAUUGUAUUUUCCCACUGCUCCUGAUAAUUUCAGCGCUGGUGUCCCAGUUAGCAAAGAUGGAAUCGACGUGUUGGGGUCACCUGUAGGCAAUCAUGAUUAUGUUCAGUCCAGGUGCCUGGCUGUGGCUAACAUGGGCAGCUCGUUGUGUUCAAAGCUACUUGAACUUGACGACCCUCAGUGUGGCCUCCUUUUGCUCAGACAUUGUCAUGUCCCCAGGCUGAAUUUUUUGGCUAGGACUGUGCCACCUGACAGGUUACUGCAUGCAGCUGUUUCCAGGCCACUCUGA